Cuscuta epithymum is the source of this 1994-nucleotide messenger RNA. Lineage: Eukaryota; Viridiplantae; Streptophyta; Magnoliopsida; Solanales; Convolvulaceae. The record is from the annotation of a GenBank genome assembly.
CUUUCCAAAUUGGAUCAAAACACUCAAGGUCAUUUGUAAACCUAAUCUUUGUAUGUGUAUGUAGGUAUAUAUGUACUUCGUGUAUAGUAUGUAUAAUAGCAUGGCUUUAUUCUCCAACCUUGAAUAAUUGAUGUUGUGCUUUAACAACUACACAUAUAUUUCUUUUGGAAGAGAACCCUUUAGUAAGUAAAUGGAUACUUUGUUAAGACUAGUCAGACUUCAUCAACCUGAACAGUCCUUCAACUCCAGUAGAACCUCAAGCAGCUCUAGAUCCUCCAGCAGACUCUAUCAACAACCCCAAGAAGAGGAGGAAGAAGAAUGCUUCAACUUUUUCAUGGAUGAAGAUGACGAUGGUUUCUCUUCACAUUCCUCUUCCAAGCCCCUUAGCCAAAACCCUUGUAACCCCUACCCGUACUCCGCCACCCCUCCUUACACCAAUCCCGCCACCCCUACCUUCGACCCGAAUCUUGAAUUCGGGUCUUCCUUCUUCGCUGGCAACAAGUGGGCUAAUGAUGUUCUCGUCGAAACAGCACGCGCGUUGUCAGAGAACAACACCGGCCGGUUCCAACACCUGAUGUGGAUGCUCAACGAGCUCGGCUCCACCUACGGCGACACCGAGCAGAAGCUGGCAUCUUACUUCCUCCAGGCCCUUUUCGCCCGCAUGACUGGCUCCGGCGAACGGACUUAUCGGUCGCUCGUUUCCGCCUCCGACCAGACUUGCUCCUUCGAGUCCACUCGCCGGAUGGUCCUCAAGUUUCAAGAAGUCAGUCCCUGGACAACCUUCGGCCACGUGGCGAGCAACGGCGCCAUCAUGGAGGCCUUCGAGGGCGAACAGAAUCUUCAUAUCAUAGACAUCAGCAACACGUUUUGCACGCAGUGGCCGACUCUUCUGGAAGCUCUCGCUACUCGAAACGAUGAUACUCCCCACCUCCGCCUCACGGUGGUGGUUGUGGGCGGAGGUAGGGCGUCGAAGGUGAUGAAGGAGAUCGGGAGCAGGAUGGAGAAGUUUGGUAGACUUAUGGGAGUUCCAUUCAAAUUUAACGCCGUUCAUCAUACCGGCGACUUGUCGGAGCUCGACUUAUCGGCGUUGGACGUUAGAGAAGACGAAGCUCUAGCAAUCAACUCCGUCGGGGCUUUACACUCCGUCUCGGCCCCCGGAGGCCGCCGGGACUACCUGAUAUCUCUCUUUAAGCGGCUGCAGCCGAGGGUUUUCACGGUGGUGGAGGAAGAAGCUGACGUGGAGGUCGGGAACGAAGGGUUCGACUUUUUUAAGGAUUUUCAAGAAUGUCUAAGGUGGUUUAGGGUUUACUUUGAGACGCUGGACGAGAGCUUCCCCAGGGCGAGCAACGAGCGUUUGAUGCUCGAGAGGCAAGCCGGGCGGGCAAUCGUUGACCUGGUCGCCUGUCCGCCGUCACAGUCGGUGGAGCGGCGGGAGACGGCGGAGCGGUGGUCGCGUCGCCUCCACGCGGCAGGGUUUAGUACGGUUCCGUACAGCGACGAAGUUUGCGACGACGUGCGUGCACUGUUGAGGAGGUACAGAGAGGGUUGGGGUAUGGCGCAGUGCCCGGCGGAAUCUUCGGCCGGAAUAUUCCUGUCGUGGAAGGAUCAGCCGGUGGUGUGGGCCAGCGCGUGGAAACCUUGACUGAAUGUUGACUACGGUCCCGUGCGUCUCACGUGUGGUAUCAUUUUUCUUGGCACAUGUGCAUGCAUGGCACCCAGGUGGAGCUUCUGGAUUUGUUGGGCGGUAGCUUAGAUAAAGAAAGCUAUUAUGAAUUUAAUUUAAUCAUAUAUAAAUUGUGGAUUGAUUUCAAUUAAUUGUUGGGGUUAAUUAGUUUUGAUUUCUUGGCAAAGAGAGCUUUAUAUUUCAAAGUGAUUUGAUGUGUUGGAAAAGAAAUUUGGUUUCUGGCCGGUUUGCCUUUAAAAAAUCUCAUUAAUCUGUGUGAUGUAUAUCAAUACAAAAGUAGUGAUUGAGCGAUCAUGUAACAUAAUUAGCG